Molecule: messenger RNA, 460 nt
Organism: Stylophora pistillata
Lineage: Eukaryota; Metazoa; Cnidaria; Anthozoa; Scleractinia; Pocilloporidae
Product: integrator complex subunit 7
Biological process (GO): snRNA 3'-end processing
Cellular component (GO): integrator complex
Source: RefSeq, a predicted model, not a curated record
AUGUACUGAUGAAGACAUCCCAGCCCAGCUCGGUGGGUGAACAAACAAACAGAUCCUCGACUCUGAGGCAGAGCGCACUGUCUUUGGCGUGUACAGACAUUUUAGAAACAGUAGAGAGCCUUGUAAGUCAGCUUGAAGCCCUCCCUCUCUGUCAUUUGCAAACCGAGUGUCUUAUUCGCGCUUCGAUGACUCUGGUCAAAGCACCUUUUAUAUUUUCAAAGUACUUCUUUUGCAGCCAACAGUCUACGUCCAUCAAGGUAAGUGAACUCUAGUUGGUCAUUUAGAGCUCUUUUGAUUGAGUGACGUUAAACCAGUACCAAAGUAAUAUAACGACCAGUCAGGUAGAAGGAGAAAACCUCUUAAGAGCCAACGAGAAUUCAUUAUAAAAGCACUCAAACUGCCUUAAGCGCGGGAAAACGCACUCGACCAAGGCGCGGUUGGUUUCAGUCUUGCAUCUGAU